AUGAAAGAAGGAUGGCCCGGAAGUGCCAGUGUGGGAGCUAUCGACUCUGCAUUUUCGGGGGGGAGGGCCGGCAGAAGGACGAAGAGCUUGCGCCCUGUUGCCUCAGCCGUUUCACGUUUCACCUCUGGCGGCGAGCAACGCCGCUCCUCGUCGCAUGGGCGUCGCUCGGAAGCGGGCCUGCCAGGCCAGGCAGCGCUGGAAGUCUGCUUCGGUCAGCUUGAGGAGAUCACGCCUUUCGCCCGAACUUUACUUGGCUGUACAGCUUGUGGCUGUUGCCUAUGUCUGACUUCAGCGAUCGCCUUUGGAGGUUUCCUGGACUUGACCUUGCAGGGCCUCCGCGAGCGGUGGCAAGAAGCGGAAUGCCAGGUGCUGGGACCAGGACGCAUGACCACCUUGGCAACGACCUGCGAGGAGUUCGACCCUACGAGCAGCUGCUCGAGGCUGGGCGAGUAUCGCAACGUGCUCUCCAGCAUCUUUGUGAGCUACUGCAGAACUGCGGAAGACGGGGGUCUCUGCUUUGAUGCACAGGCCGACCGAUGCGGCAGCGACUCGCCCAUCGACCUCCAAGAGGACCGGCGCUUGCAGCUGUUGACGCAAAACCGAAGCAGGAUUCCCUGCUGGUACAACCGCCUGGAAGAUCAAACCGAAGAUGCUCGGGACGAGGAGGCCACCGAGGCCUUUUGCGCGGCGGCCAACACGUCCACGUGCAGCUUCCAGAAGACCUCGCAGGCGCGCUACACGCUGCGCUUGGAGGCAGAACCCUGCAUGCCUCGCCCGGCAAAAGGCAGCAUUGGCAUUUCGGUGAUCCUGGGCGGCCUGCUAUUGGGCUUCUUCGCUUGUGGCUUGGCGUGCGCACUCCGUGCCAGGCGGGAGCUGCUGACGGAUUACGAGGACGAGUUCACGGAGCACUGA
Messenger RNA from Symbiodinium sp. CCMP2456, 912 nucleotides. The record is from the annotation of a GenBank genome assembly. NCBI's taxonomy places the organism in Eukaryota, Dinophyceae, Suessiales, Symbiodiniaceae.